AUGGAAAAGUUGGAGCAGCAUGUCUCGGAGAAUCUAUCAAUCACCUCCAGAAUUGAAACACAAUCUCCCAAGCCGGUAAGAGAAUACAACCUAGACCCAAUCCCAGUUGAUAUACUUAUCGAUAUAUUCUCUCGACUCCCGAGAAAGUCUAUAGAUAGGUUUCGCUGCGUAUCGAAAUCCUGGAGAUACCUACUUCGUCGUCCUGAUUUCAGAGAUGCCUUUCUGACUAAUUCUUCCACUCGUCCACGUCUCUUCUUCACUUUAAUAUAUAACGGACAAUUGUUCUGCUACUCUUCACCUCAGCCUCAAAAUCCAGAUGACAACUCCACUCUUGUAGCCACCUUUUACGAUAAGUCAUCCGCUAGAUGGUUUCCAACUGAUAACCGUACCUUGGUCUGUGGAUUGGCGCUUCUUCAAGGAAAAUAUAAAAGAAAAGAUAGGGUUCUGGUUUUUUGUAACCCUAUCACGGGAAAGUUCAUAACCUUGCCCAAAGUGCCUCUGAAUAGAAAAUCCUUACCCGACACAGAAGCAUCGGAUGCUUCUAUUGCAAGAAUCUAUCUUGGAUAUGAUCCCAUCAGCAAAAAACUCAAAGUGCUGUGUAUGACCUCGUCACUUUGUGGGAGACUCAAUACUCAUCAGGUUUUGACAUUGGAGUCUGGACACCGUCUAUGGAGAAGGAUCGACUUUGCAUUCAGUUUUACACCGGAUGAUAGAAUGCGUGAUGAGAUAUGCAUAAAUGGUGUUUUGUAUUUCGGAGCUAAGAUGGGAGGACAAUCUUCCGUGAUUGUUUGCUUCGACAUUAGGUCUGAGAAGUUCGGCUUUAUCAACUUAGAUGAAGACAUGUUAGGAGAGAAUUAUGAGUCUGGUUAUUUGACUUUGUUUAACUACAAAGGUAAAUUAGGUAUACGUGAGGAAACAAAUGAGGACACAGAACUUGUGUUGUGGGUUCUAGAAGAUGCUGCAAGUCAUGAAUGGUCCAAGCAAACCUACGAAAUGCCUAGUUUGAUCAGAGAGAAGACGUUUGUUGGAAUGACUGGUACAGGUGAAAUUGUAUGGUCGUCGUUCAGAAACAACUAUUUAAACCGAUUCUGUGUUUACUUCUACAAUCUCGAGAAGAACACUCUUACAAGAGUCGAUAUUCGGGGAUUUGAAGACUUUAAGUAUCGUCGGGCUUAUAUUGACACCUUUCUAGACUAUGUGGAGAAUAUCAAGCUUAUGUAA
Messenger RNA from Microthlaspi erraticum, 1221 nucleotides. Lineage: Eukaryota; Viridiplantae; Streptophyta; Magnoliopsida; Brassicales; Brassicaceae. The record is from the annotation of a GenBank genome assembly.